Penicillium atrosanguineum is the source of this 1920-nucleotide messenger RNA. RefSeq names its product WD40 repeat domain-containing protein. The transcript is spliced from 3 exons. Gene Ontology annotation, molecular function: TBP-class protein binding; transcription coregulator activity. Gene Ontology annotation, biological process: chromatin organization; regulation of transcription by RNA polymerase II. NCBI's taxonomy places the organism in Eukaryota, Fungi, Ascomycota, Eurotiomycetes, Eurotiales, Aspergillaceae. Gene Ontology annotation, cellular component: SAGA complex. Bases 1 to 1920 code for a protein of 639 amino acids. The record is from RefSeq and is a predicted model, not a curated record.
AUGGCAUCACUUGAGGAGGAUGAGGACCGCGACCUGGCGGGUUCCCAGGACGGAAGCUCAGACAACGAGAAUGAGAUUGACGAUACAAUGCGCGAUGCCGAUGAUGGCGACGGUGACAUUGAACCCGAUGCUGACGCCGACGCCGACGAUGACCCUGGGAGCCCGUCCAAUGCAAGUCAGGCGUCGGAGGGUGGUGGUAUGGUCUCGCAGCAGAAUCACGAUGGAAACACCCCAGGCAAUGCCGAUACAUCCAUGUCGGAGUCUUUUUCUAUCUACCACCCCAGCGUACGCCCCGAAUGCUUGACUGCGAAGACCUAUGACAUCGUGCCUACCACCGCCGCUCCGCAUAGCACAUCCAUCAACGCGAUCGCCGCCACGGCAGACAUGCGCUGGGUCUUUAGUGGAGGCUCUGACGGAUUCGUGCGGAAAUUUAAUUGGGCGGAUUCGAUCAACAGCAAGCUCAUGUUGACCGUGGCGCAAAGGCACCCCUUUGUCGAUAGUGUUGUCAAAGCUGGCGUGCUCAUGACAUAUUGGGAGAAUAUGGAAGCGAACAGCUUGUCGCCGGUUUACUCUCUAGCGUGCCAAAGUGAGGGAUUGUGGCUCCUGUCAGGGCUGGAAUCUGGUGCUAUUCGACUACAGACGCUGCGCCAUGAUGAAGGCAAGGAGGUUGUGCAAUUACGACAGCACACCUCUGCGGUAUCAUCAUUAAAUUUGACUUCUGAUGAGCAGUCGCUGCUUUCAGGAAGCUGGGAUAAAAGAGUCAUAGACUGGGACUUGAACACCGGGCAGUCGCGACGAUCAUUCGGUGGAGGUGCCAGUCAAAUCUCGAUGGUGCAGAUCCGGCCAGAAUCUAGCUUACCUGUUCCGCAAGACACCAUUAAUCCAAUGCUUUCAAAUGGUACAUAUUCAUCAAACUACGAAGCUACUGGGGCGGACAAAUCCAGCUUCAUGGAUACAACCCAGGAUGCUGCAGAUACAGGUGUUGCCGAGAACCCGCAGGCGGGCUCACCGGCAGAUUCACUAUUCGGUGGCGCGGAUUCAUUAUUUGGCGAUGCCGAUGGUGGAGCUGCGGAUGGAGGAGAGCCAUCGGCAGGGGUGUUCGGGGUUGAUGACGAUGAUGAAUUUGGCCGCGCGAUGGCAAAUGGUGUUCUCGCAGAUCAAGACGCCCCUGGGGAGGACGACACUGAGAUGCCACAACUAGAGGCGGCGCCCCAACCAAGCACACAACCAACUGAUGCCAAUGCUAGUGCAGAAGACACGAACGCAAACCACGAUCAGCCAAACACUCAUAUAUCGACCGAGCCUGCACAACCGGCUGCCAACGGUCUUCCUAAGGCAGAGGACCUUGAGUCAUAUUCGCAAGGUCCAGAUCUUUCCCAAGGCAUGCAACAAGAAGGCUCAGGAGCGGACACCACGUUCCUUGCCGCGUCUAUCGAUGGAACUAUUCGGAUAUGGGACAGGCGGCAGCCCAACCCGGUCGCUCGAAUCACCCCUCGUAAUGGUGUCCCUUACUGGUGUAUGAAUGCAUGUUGGUCUCCGGAUGGGAAUUAUAUUUACGCCGGACGACGCAACGGCACCGUCGAAGAAUUUAGCCUACACAAGGGACUCCGAGAUCCUGAGCGGACAUUCAAGUUCCCUCAGGGGAGUGGACCAGUGACAGCUCUCAAAGCGAUGCCUAACGGACGCCAUCUUGUCUGCGCGUCUCAUGAUAUUCUCCGUCUCUACGACCUGCAACAUGAACAGAGCUCUCGCCAUUCAACCACCCCGUUCCUCAUCAUUCCAGGCCAUCGUACUGGCACAAUCUCCCAGCUGUUCGUCGAUAAUGCUUGCCGGUUCAUGAUCUCCACCAGUGGCAACCGUGGCUGGGAAGGCAACACCACGGAGGUGCUCCUCGGCUACGAAAUCGGUGUUCCCCAAUAA